AUGCAGAAAAGUCGUGUAACUACUUCGGGCCCGGAAAUCGGGAUCCAGAAUACGUUCGAGCACAUAGUUGGACCGGAUGUUGAAGCCGAUCUUGAAGUACGGAUCUCUUCAAAGAAUUGCCCAUUAAUACAUCUUAAACCGAGCUCAUCAGAUGAUAUUAUUCUGCAACCUCUGUCAGUUAGCACUGAUAAUAGUAGAUCAAGAUCUUUGCCGCCAGAGCAGACGGGGCAGCAGAUCUAUGAGAAGGUGCAGCACGGCCAGUUUUCCAUUCUAAAUCCGAAACUACAGGCACCACAGGCACCACAGCCACCAACCUCAGCCAAACAGGCACAACUUGAACUUCUGCGUGCACAAAAGAGUUUCUGUUGCUUUCCAUUUGUACUCCGUUAUCCGUACUCCAUUCAUGGAAAGCCAAUUACCAACCUCACCCUGAUUAAUUUUAACGAGUUGCGUGACUAUACAGAAAAUUGCAAGCUCAGUGCUGCAAUCCCCCAGAAGCGGGCAGCCGCAGCAUCAGGGACAAGAUUGCGAACCAAAGAUGCUGCAACGGGUUGA
Blastomyces gilchristii SLH14081 is the source of this 555-nucleotide messenger RNA. RefSeq lists its product as uncharacterized. NCBI's taxonomy places the organism in Eukaryota, Fungi, Ascomycota, Eurotiomycetes, Onygenales, Ajellomycetaceae. The transcript has 2 exons. The record is from RefSeq and is a predicted model, not a curated record. The coding region runs from base 1 to 555 and encodes 184 amino acids.